Anolis sagrei ordinatus is the source of this 1962-nucleotide messenger RNA. RefSeq names its product tetraspanin 4 (gene TSPAN4). The record is from RefSeq and is a predicted model, not a curated record. NCBI's taxonomy places the organism in Eukaryota, Metazoa, Chordata, Lepidosauria, Squamata, Anolidae. Gene Ontology annotation, cellular component: plasma membrane.
AGGGGGCCAUGAGCUCGGAGAGAGUGCUGAGCAGGCAUUCAUGAGAUACAGUAAGAAAAGCCUCUUUCCCCCUGCCGCUCGCUUCAGAUGCAGGAACCGACCAGAGUGCGGUGCCUGUGUGUUAGUAGCACAGAGAGAGCAUGACCGGACUGGAAUCUCACAGGAGUGACGGCGCUGUGAAUGAAGCACUGACAGCUCUUUCUUUCUUUCUCCUGUCGUAGCUGUCCUCUGGGCACAGGGGAGAUGGGGAGACCGUUUUAAAGUGAGCCGAAUCGUCUUUGGGCAGAGCAAUGUGGCCAGCAGGAGCAGGGCAUGGGAGCUCAUUGCUGUGUGGAUCAUCUCGCUUCUUAGCCUCCGUUCUGUGAAGCAUCCUCGGUUUUUGUGGGGCAAUGUGGAGCAGAGGCUUUAUAUGGCACUUGGGAUAAAAAGCAGGAUCUUAUCUAUUUUUUCCUUUUCUUUUCUUUUUUUACAAAACAAAACAAACAUAAUUUGGGGGGCAUAGUAUCUUCUUCCUCUCUUCUUCCUCUUCUGUUAACCCCUUCUUUUUGGUAGCAGAGGAAGGGGGAGACUGUGCCACCAAAGGGAAUGUUUCCUGUGCAGGAGAGACUUUUCAGCAAGUAAGCACGUUGUAUUUCCCAACUCCUGGCUGGGCAAGGUUCUUGUUAGCCCACUGGAAGCUUUCUCUACACACUGUAUUCCUUGGCAGGAUGGCAGGCAAAAGAACAGCUGGCAGAAAGCAAUAAGGAGGGGAAGCCAAAUAAGGAAGUGGUCUAUAACACACCCUCCAGUAAAAUAAUCCUACAAAUAUUGUUGACAAUAAUAAUUGUGGAACACUUUUUUGACGUCACAAUGCGCAGAUCUAGCACAGAUGAAUCUACCUAUCACAGGAGCCCAUCUUUGGACAGCAAGGAUUACAGUUUUCCAAAUGGCGCCUUCCGUCGCUACAGCAGCAUGUAUGGUGGCCAGUUUGGGGCUGCAAGCAACUCUUUUUUUGGAUUCCACACCAACCCAGGUCCUAAGGCCACCAAGGCUAAAUACACAUCCCCCAAGGGGAACAAGUAUGUGGUCUUUUACUUGGAUCUCUCCUUUAUUUUUCUUCUAGAACUGAAGAGGUGCAGUAUGGCUCACAACUGCCUGCAGUGCAUUAAGUACCUCAUGUUUGUCUUCAACCUCCUGUUCUGGCUGGGAGGCUGUGGGAUCCUUGGAGUCGGCAUAUGGCUAGCCGUCACUCAAGGGAACUUUGCCACCCUGUCCUCUUCCUUCCCUUCACUGUCAGCUGCCAACUUGCUGAUCAUCACGGGGACUUUUGUAAUGAUCAUUGGUUUUGUGGGGUGCAUAGGAGCCAUCAAAGAAAACAAGUGCCUCCUACUCAGUUUUUUUAUCAUGCUGUUAAUUAUAUUUGUGCUGGAGCUCACCGUGGUAAUUCUCUUCUUCGUCUACACCGACAAGAUUGAUAAGUAUGCUCAGCGGGACCUGAAGAAAGGGCUUCAUUUGUAUAAAACUGAAGGAAACAUUGGCCUCACUAAUGCAUGGAGCAUCAUACAAACAGAUUUCAGAUGCUGUGGAGUGUCAAACUAUACCGACUGGUUUGAAGUGUACAAUACCACACGUGUCCCGGAUUCAUGCUGCUUGGAAUUCAGUGAGAAUUGUGGUCUUCAUUCUCCAGGGACCUGGUGGAAAGCUCCUUGCUAUGAAACCGUGAAAAUGUGGCUGCAAGAAAAUCUGUUAGCAGUGGGAAUUUUUGGAUUGUGUACAGCUUUGGUUCAGAUUCUUGGAUUGACAUUUGCAAUGACCAUGUACUGUCAGGUUGUCAAGGCAGAUACCUACUGUGCAUAAAAAAAAUCACAUCCAGAGUCCAUCUGCCGUGGCUCAUCCUCUCUACAGGAUGAAAGAAGACUCUUCUUCAUGCUCAACAUAAUUUUUUUUCCUAUGUAAAAUAAACUGUAUAAUCCUCUUUGGAAA